UUACUUAUCGUAGUUCUCGCCGUUUCGUUGUGGUAAUAAACUGAGUUAUAGUAAAGACGAAACUCGUACGUGUUGUUUACUUGGUCACAUUUUGGCGUCGCGAGCAGGAUACAGAAGUUGUAAAAAGACCAGUAAGUAGACGAAAAAAAAAAACGGCGAGAUCAGUUGGCAGUCAAGACUCUCUAAUUUCAAGAAUGGCAGAGGUUCAGGAACUGAAAAGUCUCGUAGAAAAACUACAAACCGAACUAGGAAAUUUGAGCAAAAACAAARACGAAGAACAAGUCACUAAACAGUUCGUGGUAUAUAAGCAAGAACGGAGAUUGAAGAAAUUUAGUGGUAAGUCAUACAACGAUGGAAACUAUUACCAGAAAGUUGAGGAAUUUUUAUCUGAAGUCAACGCAAUAUUUGAAGCAAGGAAAAUGACAGCGGGAGAGCAGGUUGAAUUCAUCGUUUCGCACUUGGACGGACCAGCCCGUGAAGAAAUUCGCCUUCAUCCCAGAGAAGAUCAGAAUAAUCCUAARAAAUUGACAGAAAUAUUAAAGAAGGAAUUUGGAGAAAAGCAUUCUCUGCCAGAACUAUUCAAAAUGUUCUACAACCGAAAACAGAAAGAUCAAGAAAGCCUCAGAGAAUACUCACAUGCCCUGGCAGCUUUGUUUGAAAGAAUCAGACAAAAAUCUCCAGCCGACAGCCUGACUGAUGCGACUCUCCGUGAUCAAUUCGUCGAUAAUGUUAAAGACUCUCUCCUCAGAAAAGAGCUCAAAAAGCUGAUAAGAGGUAAUUCACACAUUUCUUUUCUGGAAAUCCGCGAAGAAGCUUUAAAAUGGUCAGAGGAAGAAGUCACGCAAACAGCUAGCCGUCAAUGCAAAGUGCAAGAACUCCGUACCAAUCUCUACUCCGACAAUGACGUCAAAUCGUGUGAAGUUAUUUCCGCUUCCGGUUCAGGAUUUAAAGAGCUUAAAGAAACCAUAUCUCGUCAGCAAAAAAUGAUUGAAGACCUGGUAAAGACCGUGCAAACUCUUAAAGAACAGAAGAGAACACCCUUCAGAGCCUGGGAUAAGAGAAAACCCUUCAAAAAUAUUGAGUGUUUCAACUGCAGAGAACUAGGUCAUAUUGCCAAAAAUUGCCCCAACAAGUCGCAAGAACAAGAAAGAUCUUCAAAACCACAGCAAGAGCAAAACAAGUCAAGUGGUUCGUCAAACACAAGCCCCCCACAGCAUUGAGUCGAGCCGUGGGAGGGGAUGUCAAAGACUCUUUUUCUGAUAGUUUAGACUUUGAUAAUUCAGAUGACGUAUUUGAAAGGACUGUAGGGAAUUGCCCUACUGCCGUUGUCAUUAUGAAUAACGUUAAAGU
Actinia tenebrosa (Australian red waratah sea anemone) is the source of this 1350-nucleotide messenger RNA. RefSeq lists its product as uncharacterized. The record is from RefSeq and is a predicted model, not a curated record. Lineage: Eukaryota; Metazoa; Cnidaria; Anthozoa; Actiniaria; Actiniidae.